UGGAAGUGUGACCAGGAGGCCAAGACCCCCGCUGGCACCUGGGGUGGCCAGUCCCCUCGCAAAGAGGAUGAAGACCUCAACAACGUGCUGGAUUUUAUCCUUUCCAUGGGUAGAGGCUACGGCCAGGGUGCAGCUGGUGGAGAUUAUCCCCCUGCCCAAGGGGACAGCGGCAGCUUUUACCAGAUGGUGCCGGAGAUGAUGCGCUCCGAGAUGGACUCCAACUACUGCCCUCCUGGCAACGUCCACGGGCGGUUCUUCGUGACACCCAGCUUUGGGGGUCCACAGUUCGUUGAGAACAUUAAGCCUGAGCCUGAUAUGGACAAUUAUGGACCGGUCUUGGGUCUGGUGCCCCAAGCUUGCCCGAAGAUUAAGCAGGAGGGCAAUGCAACCUGCAUGAUGGGCUAUGAGCAGCCCCGAGUGGCCAGCUCCCCCCAAAUCCCCGGGGCAGAGACACCCCCGCUGAGCCCCGAUGAUCUCAUGGUGACUGACUGCCACACGCAGAUGAUGUGCCCCUCGUCCGUGUCCUUCCAGCAAAGCUACCACCCAGCCUCCGGCUUCCACCACCCCCAGACCCAUCUCCAGUACCAGAACACCUCCCAGUUUGGUCUUUUCGAGGACAGCCUGCCCUUACAACCCUCCGCUCCCAGAGGCAUGCUCACCCCUCCGUCCUCCCCUCUGGAGCUGCUGGACUCCAAACCAAAAAGAGGACGUCGGUCCUGGCCGCGGAAGAGGACAGCCACUCACACGUGCACCUACGCGGGGUGCGGGAAGACCUACACCAAGAGCUCGCACCUGAAGGCCCACCUCAGGACGCACACAGGUGAAAAGCCCUACCACUGCAACUGGGACGGCUGCGGCUGGAAGUUCGCUCGCUCCGACGAACUCACCCGUCAUUAUCGCAAGCACACCGGCCACCGGCCCUUCCAGUGCCACCUCUGCGACAGGGCGUUCUCCAGGUCGGACCACCUGGCGUUGCACAUGAAGCGGCACAUGUAGCCCCCCCCGGACUGGGACCUGCCGACAGCGGACGUUGUUUAAACUGCUCAGGUGCAGAAGCGUGACAAACUUGUAGCUGGUACUACGUUAGGGAAGGCACCGACGCUCUGGC
Pterocles gutturalis (yellow-throated sandgrouse) is the source of this 1108-nucleotide messenger RNA. Its product is annotated as Krueppel-like factor 2. Lineage: Eukaryota; Metazoa; Chordata; Aves; Pterocliformes; Pteroclidae. The record is from RefSeq and is a predicted model, not a curated record. Gene Ontology annotation, biological process: regulation of transcription by RNA polymerase II. Gene Ontology annotation, molecular function: DNA-binding transcription factor activity, RNA polymerase II-specific; RNA polymerase II cis-regulatory region sequence-specific DNA binding.